GCCUCUGGCUAAGAUCUAGUUAAACAAGUUUAUUCAAAAGGUGUCAGUCAUUUUGUGGUCGUAGCGUUGUUUUCAUGUGUUUGAAAACAUUAUUGUUUAUUUUUAUAGUGUAUUAAGCUUAUUAAGGCGUAAUUAAGUGAGUUUGUCAGUAAAAUGAAUAAAAAUUCGAGCAAUACUAGUACUGAUCCAUUACCUAUGCAGUCAACGUCUACGCUAAAUAUUACGGAAAAGGAAGUUGAUGGACAAGAAGAAUAUAAUCCCUUCGAACAUCGUCAUGUUACACACCCUACAUCGACUUUGGGUUCAUUUUUUCACUUGCUGAAAUCAUCUUUAGGGUCAGGAUUGCUUGCUAUGCCCGCUGCCUUCAAACACACUGGACUAAUUCCCGGAUGUUUCGGUACGGUUCUAGUCGGUCUGAUUGCUACUCACUGCGUUCAUAUAUUCGUAAGCACAUCCCGUGAAAUUUGCAGACAGUGUCGCGUUAGUUCAUACACUUAUACAGAGACAUGUGAGAAUGUGUUCAAGCAUGGACCUAAGAAAUUACGAAAAUACACUCAAUUUGUCAGGCAUUUCGUCGACUAUGCCAUGGCUGGAGUGUGUCUUGGAGGAACAAGCGUCUACGUGAUUUUUAUCGCAAGUUCUCUUAAAGAUAUUAUAGAUUAUUUGAGUCCAUCGCAUACAUUUACUGUGAAGGAGUAUUGCGGAUUUUUGUUGAUGCCGCUGAUUUUGUUAACGCAAGUGAGGCACUUAAAAUUCCUCGUGCCAUUUUCCUUAUUGGCAAACAUAUGCCUUCUAUUUACAUUUAUUAUUACUUGCUACUAUACCUUCAGCGAUCUACACGAUUUUUCUAAAGUGAAACUAGUAUCAAAUUUUGUGGAAUGGCCGCUAUUUUUAAGCACAGCAAUAUUUGCUAUGGAAGGAAUCAACGUAGUGAUGCCCGUUGAGAACGAAAUGAAACGACCAGAACAUUUUCUUGGUUGUCCUGGAGUACUUAACAUUACAAUGAUACUGGUGGCUACACUGUAUGCCGUAGUUGGAGUGUUUGGUUAUUUAAAAUAUGGUGAUGAGAUUAAGGGAAGUGUUACUCUAAAUCUACCUCAGGACGAAAUUCUAGCGUUAUCGGCUAAAGUUAUGGUUGCAAUAGCAGUUUAUUUUACAUAUUGCCUUCAAAUGUACGCUCCGAUGGACAUUAUAUGGACACGUAUGAAGGGUUCAAUAAAGCAAAAGUUUCACAGCUUGGGGCAAAUAUUACUGAGGACCUUUAGCGUCGUUUUGACUGUUGUUAUGGCUGUCGCUGUUCCGGACUUAGAACUUUUAAUUGGUCUUGUUGGCGCUAUAUUCUUCUCAACUUUAGGACUGUUUAUUCCUAUCGUAGUUGAGAGUGUCCAUAAAUGGGAACGAGAUAUGGGAAGGUUCAAGUUUAUUUUAUGGAAAAAUACCUUCUUGAUGAUAUUUUAUUUAUUAGUAUUAUUCUCUGGCUGUUAUUCUGCUAUAAAAGAAAUAAUAAUAAGGUAUAGUUGAUAAUU
Molecule: messenger RNA, 1526 nt
Organism: Parnassius mnemosyne (clouded apollo)
Lineage: Eukaryota; Metazoa; Arthropoda; Insecta; Lepidoptera; Papilionidae
Source: the annotation of a GenBank genome assembly